AUGACUAUGCUGUCAACCCCACGGGGCCGCUCGGCCCUGGCGGUUAGUACAGUCUUUACUUGCCUUGCGACGGCUUUGACGUUGAUUCGCAUCUACACUCGAGCGUUCUGGGCCAAGAAGAUUGGAUCAGAUGAUUACACGGUCAUUGCUGCCUUGACCUGUUCAUGGAUCUUCUACGGACUUUUCGUCGGAGAGGUCUACCAUGGCAUGGGAGAACAUUAUGCAAAAAUUCCUCACGACACUUACAAGGUCCAAAUGCUGUGCUUCUGGGCCUCCGUCCCCCUCUACCAGUCCACCCUCGUCCUGACCAAGAUCUCCAUUGUCCUCCAAUACCGCCGCGUCUUCCCAUCGCCGGGGAUGCGACUCGCCUGCAACAUCCUGCUCGGCUUCCUCAUCACCUUUGCGCUCUGGGCCGUCAUCAGUGCCUGGGCCAUGUGUGUGCCACUUCGGAAAUUCUGGGAUCCGGACGUGGUGGGCUUCUGCUUCGACAAGAAGGCGCUUUGGUUUUCGAAUUCGGCGAUUCACAUUCUCACCGAUUUCAUGAUCUUGGUGUGGCCGAUGCCGCUGCUCAAAUCUCUGCAGUUGCCCAAGAGGCAGCGGUUUGCGCUCAUGGCGGUUUUCGCGCUGGGGAUCUUUGUCACUAUCACCAGCGCCCUUCGCUUGAGAAGUCUUCUCCUGAUUACACUUUCCACCGAUCCCACCUACGACAACGUCGGCGCCGCCGAAUGGUCCGCCAUCGAAUGCAAUGUCGCCAUUAUGUGCGCCUCCCUCCCCAGCACACGGGCCUUCUUCUCCAACCUGCUCCCCCACGUCUUCUCCAGCGGCAGCAACGCCUAUCGCAGCAGAAACACCCGUCCCUCGCGCACCGGGCACAGUCAAUUAACCGGGACCGGCACCAUGGCCCACUCUCACAUCUUGUCGUCCGUGGUCGGCGGUCUCGACGAGGGCGAUUACGAUAUGAAGAUGCAUCGGCUGAAGGGGCCCGGGGCUUCGGCCAAGGUUGUGGGCGUGGGCAUGGAGAAGAGUGAUCUGGCGGGGAUUAAGGUGACGACCUUGGUGACGCAGGAGUUGAGUUUGGAGAGGGAGGGGGUUCAUGGGCAUGGCCAUGACCAUGCCCAUGUGGAGGUGGAUGGUGAUACAGAGACGGGGAGCACGAGAGAUCUUGUGCGGAAGGGGAGUUGA
Penicillium diatomitis is the source of this 1182-nucleotide messenger RNA. RefSeq names its product putative integral membrane protein. Lineage: Eukaryota; Fungi; Ascomycota; Eurotiomycetes; Eurotiales; Aspergillaceae. The coding region runs from base 1 to 1182 and encodes 393 amino acids. The transcript is spliced from 6 exons. The record is from RefSeq and is a predicted model, not a curated record.